Messenger RNA from Dicentrarchus labrax (European seabass), 7485 nucleotides. Its product is annotated as cullin-5. The coding region runs from base 41 to 2404 and encodes 787 amino acids. Lineage: Eukaryota; Metazoa; Chordata; Actinopteri; Moronidae. Gene Ontology annotation, cellular component: SCF ubiquitin ligase complex; Cul5-RING ubiquitin ligase complex. Gene Ontology annotation, molecular function: ubiquitin protein ligase binding. The record is from RefSeq and is a predicted model, not a curated record. Gene Ontology annotation, biological process: protein ubiquitination; SCF-dependent proteasomal ubiquitin-dependent protein catabolic process. The transcript has 20 exons.
AAGUCUCGCGAGAUGCUGCGAGGUGAUAAGUUGAAAAAACAUGGCGACGUCUAAUUUGUUAAAGAACAAGGGGUCCCUGCAGUUUGAGGAUAAGUGGGAUCUGAUGCGGCCCAUCGUUCUCAAGCUGCUCAGACAGGAGGCCGUCACCAAGCAACAGUGGUUCGACUUGUUCUCAGAUGUCCAUGCUGUGUGUUUAUGGGAUGAUAAAGGUCCAGCAAAAAUCCACCAAGCCCUCAAAGAGGACAUCCUAGACUUCAUCAAACAAGCACAGGCUCGGGUGCUGAGCCACCAGGACGACACGGCACUGCUAAAGGCCUACAUCGUAGAGUGGAGGAAGUUCUUCACGCAGUGUGACAUCCUGCCCAAACCCUUCUGUCAGCUGGAGAUCACGCUGAUGGGCAAACAGGGCAGCAACAAGAAAACAAACAUGGAGGACAGCAUCGUACGCAAGUUGAUGCUGGACACGUGGAACGAGUCAAUCUUUUCCAACAUAAAGAGUCGCCUGCAGGACAGCGCCAUGAAGCUGGUGCACGCUGAGAGACAAGGGGAGGCCUUCGACUCCCAGCUUGUUAUAGGAGUACGAGAGUCGUACGUGAACCUGUGUUCGAACCCAGAGGACAAGCUGCAGAUCUACAGGGAUAACUUUGAGAAAGCGUACCUGGACUCCACAGAGAGGUUUUACAGAACGCAGGCACCGUCUUACCUGCAACAGAACGGCGUCCAGAACUACAUGAAAUAUGCAGACGCGAAGCUGAGAGAAGAGGAGAAAAGAGCACUUAGAUAUUUAGAGACACGUCGUGAAUGUAACUCUGUUCAAGCACUUAUGGAGUGUUGUGUGAAUGCUCUGGUGACCUCGUUCAAAGAGACCAUCCUCGCUGAAUGUCCAGGGAUGAUCAAACGCAACGAGACAGACAAACUGCACCUGAUGUUUUCACUGAUGGACAAGGUUCCCAGCGGGAUCGAGCCCAUGCUGAAAGACCUAGAAGAACAUAUCGUCAAUGCUGGACUAGCAGACAUGGUGGCUGCUGCCGAGACUAUCACUACUGACUCUGAGAAGUAUGUGGAGCAGCUGUUGACUUUGUUUAACCGCUUCAGUAAACUGGUAAAGGAGGCCUUCCAGGACGACCCUCGCUUCCUUACAGCAAGAGAUAAGGCCUACAAGGCUGUUGUCAAUGACGCCACAAUCUUCAAGCUGGAGCUGCCUUUGAAACAGAAAGGUGUGGGUAUGAAAACUCAGCCCGAGUCAAAGUGUCCCGAGCUGCUGGCGAACUACUGUGACAUGCUGCUGAGGAAAACUCCUCUCAGCAAGAAACUCACCUCAGAGGAAAUCGAGCUCAAGCUCAAAGAAGUGCUCUUGGUUUUGAAAUAUGUUCAGAAUAAAGACGUGUUCAUGCGUUACCACAAAGCUCACCUGACCAGGCGCCUGAUUCUGGACAUUUCAGCAGACAGUGAGAUUGAAGAGAACAUGGUGGAGUGGCUGAGAGAAGUAGGAAUGCCUGCCGAUUAUGUGAACAAGCUGGCCAGGAUGUUUCAGGACAUCAAGGUCUCAGAGGACCUUAAUCAGGUCUUCAAAGAGAUGCACAAACACAACAAGCUGGCACUGCCAGCUCCACAAGUGAAAGUCUUUGCGGACAGUGUGAACAUUAAGAUCCUGAAUGCCGGAGCUUGGUCACGUAGCAGUGAGAAGGUUUUUGUCUCUCUGCCCACGGAGCUGGAGGACCUGAUCCCUGAAGUGGAAGACUUCUACAAGAGGAAUCACAGCGGUCGCAAACUCCACUGGCAUCACCUCAUGUCCAACGGCAUUAUCACAUUUAAAAAUGAGGUGGGUCAGUACGACCUGGAGGUGACGACGUUCCAGCUGGCGGUGUUGUUUGCCUGGAACCAGCGACCCAGAGAGAGAAUCAGCUUUGAGAACCUCAAACUGGCCACAGAGCUGCCGGAUGCCGAGCUACGCCGGACACUCUGGUCUCUGGUUGCUUUCCCCAAGCUGAAGAGACAGGUGCUGUCUUACGAUCCUCCAGUUAGCUCGCCCAAAGACUUCACAGACAGCACGCUCUUCUACGUCAACCAGGAGUUCUCACUCAUCAAAAACUCCAAAGUCCAGAAGCGGGGAAAGAUCAACCUGAUUGGUCGGCUGCAGCUGACCACAGAGCGAAUGAGAGAAGAGGAGAAUGAAGGAAUUGUUCAGCUCAGAAUACUCAGAACUCAGGAGGCCAUCAUCCAAAUCAUGAAGAUGAGGAAGAGGAUCAGCAACGCCCAGCUGCAGACGGAGCUGGUGGAGAUCCUGAAGAACAUGUUUCUGCCUCAGAAGAAGAUGAUCAAGGAGCAGAUCGAGUGGCUCAUCGAACACAAGUACAUAAAGAGGGACGAGACAGACAUCAACACCUUCAUCUACAUGGCAUAGGCAGCAAGAGAAGCAGGGAGCGCUUUCUUGCUCCGUUUUUUACUCCAGGCCUGCGACCGGCGCUUUAAAAACCUGCGAGAGGAGAGGGACGAAGAACAGAGGGGUGAUGAUAAGGACGAGGAAGAGCCUUUUCAACAAAAGUGUGGAUAUUUUUUGUGUUCGUGAGACACCAGUGUGUUAUCGAAGUGUCUUUUCGAGGUGUAGAGUCGGACUGUCUGUUUGUCUCUGCUGCCCUCUAGUGUCGAUCAGAGGAGAGGGACGGCAGCGUGCGCCGUCUGCCAGCAGCCCCGAAGAAAAAAAAAAAAAAUAGUGACAUUAUUGAAUUAAAUACUUCCUGCCUUACUUUCAUCAGCAACAGACUGCAAACGAGGAGGAGGAGGAGGAGGAGCAGUGAGGAGGGAAGGGAGGACAAAUGUAACAAGCUGAUAUCAAUCCUUUGCUUUCACUUAAUGCCACAGCAGCCAUCUUAGCGGCCGCCAUUUUGCAUCCCUCCAAUUCUACGUUUGUCUUAUUUUUGAACUGGGAAUGCAAAAAGCCGCGAGUGACAGCUGCCAUUGAGGAGGAGCGGACACGGUUGGAGAGAUUGGUCGAAACUACCGAGGAGUAUUUUGCCAAAUUGUGUGUGUGUGUGUAUGUGUGUGUGUUUGGGUGCAUGGUGUGUAUCUGGUCUUUUUAGAUGUGUGUGUGUGUGUGUGUGUGUGUGUGUGUGUGUGUGUGUGUGGCACUUUCAACAGCAUGCUGCUUUAUGAUUUUUGUCUGUUUUUGUUUUUAGUGGAGGAUCUGUCACACUUUGUGGUUGGGAGAUUUACACCUGCCACUAUUUAAUGCUGAUACUUUUUGACUUUUUCUUUUCAUCCCCUGUGGCAGGUUGUCUGCAGACCUUUGUCUGUGUUGGGAAAUUAUCAUUCUGCAAACUAUUUAUUUGGUGUGCUUAAAUACGAGCUGAAUGCAUCAGAGGGACACGUCUAAAAUUGGAACAAAAUAACAAAUACAUCGACAUGAUUGAAGCCCCAUUACUGAAUUUCCCUCUUUUAUUAAUUCACUUCCCGUGUGUCAUUCUUUGCACAGUGUCAGUAACAGGAAAAUGCUGUUAAACUAAAUGAGUGAGCUGCUUUUUCGGGGGGUCUUAUUCCCCAAGGAGAACACUGUCUGAGCUAUUGUUGAGUUCAUAUAGCCAUCGUAAUGUGUGUGUGUGUGUGUGUGUGUGUGUUGCCCUCUUCUCCCUUUCUGCACAAACUCACAGAUCCAACAGACGCCACACUGUAACAGAAAUGUUGCCCAAUCAAGUGAAUGCGUGGAAGCGAAGCAGAUGAAAGGUGUAUGUUUAACAUAUGAGCUGCGGUUUAAAUGGUAUUGAUGAUUAUGAUGUUGAUGAUGAUGAUGAUGUUGAUGUGGUGGAUAUUUGAGUUCCCUCUUCUGUUUUUUGGUUCAUUCUCAGUGGAGAAGCUAUACACUACGAUCUACAAACAUUCCUCUGAAGCAUCAGCAAGGAUCGGUUCAGACUUACUUUGGCUUUAUUCUCCGUGGCUGUAUAUAUGUGUGUGUGUGGGGAGCGUCGUUGAGUCCAAUCCAAAACUCAUUCCAAUAUCCAGCUGAAGUUGAUGAGAUGCUGCAGAAGUCUCACUGACCCAGUUCAGUCGGGUGGGAUUGGUAGUUUCAGCUAUUCAGCUACACUCUUCUACCUCAGCAGUCACACAAAAACAACACACACAUUUACUUAGGUCACUUUUGGGGACAUGACACUUACAUUAGUUUACAUCAUUAUUAUCAGUCAUUGCGACAUGUCAAUAAUAACCCAUUAAAAGAUGUUAAUCAAAGCAUUCAACAACCUCGAUGUGACUGCGCCCCAAAUGAACUGGUAUUUACUCUGAAAUGUGUUGUCUUAAGUCAGACACACACACACACACACACACACACACACACACACACACACUGGGUUGUGUCUUGCUCAAAGGCACUUUGACUUGCGGACAGGAGAAUUAACCCUUUAGAUAACAGACAAGCUGCUCAGAGUCACAUACGUUUUCAUAGCUGUUACCUGUAACAGUGACCUCAUUAUACUGAGCCGGUGCUAACAUAUCACAGACAUCAUCAGUGUCAACAAGCAACAAAUUGCCAAAGAUAUUUUUGGAAGUAAUUUAGAAACAAUGCCUCCAUAGUUACAUAGUUUGUCCACUACAGAGCACUUCAGCUGAACGUUGGAUGGCGUCUUUGCAAGAACUGGAUUUUGUGUCUUUCUUUUUGUUUUAUACAGUGGAGGCCUGUAGGGAGAGGAGGAUGAAUUAUUGGGACUGAGGAAGCUCUCUACAUACAGUUGGACAGAGGGUAUAAAAUCAAGAUAAUAUCUGAACCAAUCCAUUUGUUUUAUUCCAAAAUGAGAUUUAAUAAUGAGACAUAUAUAAUAAUGAUUUCUGGCAUUAAGUUGAAUCACACAGUUUUUAAAUCAUGACUCAUCUGGCUUGUUUAUCUGCUUGCAGAGAUAAAACUGUUUGCUUUUACUUAUUAUUUAUAUUUUUUCUAUGCAUUACAGUUCAAAAUGAAAAUAUAGCAAUUUCUGUUUCAAGGCUGCACAAAGUCAUACAAUCUAUUUCUUAAUUUUGGAUUUAAUUAUCAGUCGGCUGUUUGAGACAAAUGUGAAGAAUAGCCGGUAGGAAAUGAAGACACUGUCCCUUUCUUUCGCUUUUUCUGUUUCUCACAGCUUUUAUUCUUGAGAGCCUCGCACAAUUCUUAUUGGCUGACUCCACAUUUUUCCAGUGUUAACGUGCUUUGCUUGAGAGGGAAUUAUUGGGAGUUGACACGUGGUGUUUGUGUGUCCUCUGAGGGCUGAAUGAAUAUUAAAAACUCAUUUGAAAGGUUUAAAGCAACUGUUGUCACAUCAACGUUGGCAUUGUGUUGAUUGCUGCAUUGUGCGACUACAUUCUUGCUGCUGCUCAGACGUUUAAAAUACUUUAGGGUGCUGUAUGUUCAGUGGAUACAAGGUCUGCAGAAACUUUAAUACGAUGAAUCAGAAAGGGAAAAAAACAAUAGGAUAGGUCCAUUUAGAAUAAUUGAUUUUAUCACUCUACGAUUGAACUUGGUGACAUUACUUUGAGAGUGUUGUUCAGCUCUGAUGUUGGAUGUCCUGUGGAGUAGUGAGGAAGAGGAAGAGGAAGGACAACAGUGAAUGGGUGGGAUUGGACUUUUUAUAUUCUAUAUUUAUGAGGAAUGUUACUUUCUGUCAGUUUAAAUCUAAUCUAAUUUCCUUUUCAUGUUUUGUUUUUGGAAAGAUGUUUUUUGUUUUUGUCACAGAGCUGACACAGUAUUUAACUGUAAUGAUCCGAUUUCCACCUGCAGUUUGUCAAAACGCUAAAAUGUUUUUUUUCUCUUUCUGUGACUGCAAGUCCAUCAUGUUUGUAAUAAUUAGACUCACAUUUGCAGUGACACUUUAUUUUGGAAGAGUCUACCUGAGAUGAAACUAAUGUCACAUUAUGCAGUUUUAUUCUCUAUGCACAGACCUGGCUCAGUUAGUAUUCUGCAGAUGAUUUCCUGUUUUUAAACAUCCCGAGAACACACAAUGAAAUGAGUCCCAGUAAAUUCAGACUUGUCGAAUGUCAAUACCUCAAUAUGCUUUUUUUCCCUUCUUUCUGCAAUCAAAAAAUAGUUUAACAGUUUUAACUCCUCUCAUUUGACUUUCCCCAACAAAUGUAAACAAAUUCUUAAAAGAUAAUUUGUGGAUAAGCCAGUGGAGCCGGUUUCUGUACAGCUUGAAGUGAAAAAAAUCCAUUUUAAAACAGUGACUGUAUGCGGCUGGGCCUGUUUUAUUGUUUGGUUUAUUCUCUAUCAGAAAGUGAGGAGUUGAACAACUGUACAGAAAUGGGCCAGCAAGCUAUAUUUAUAUUUCCUUACAUCCAAAUAUGAUUGAAAGCAGCAGAAUUAAAGUGUAAGGAAUUCUGGGAAAUGUAGGACAGUGGUUUUUCAACUACGGUCUGGGAAAUAUUAUAACUUAUCACAUUUUAGGGAAGUUGGCUAUGUUUAAUUGUAAUUUAGAAUAAUUCCAGUUUGAUCAUUGAUUGAUAAUAUCGAAGACUUUAUCUUCAAACCUAAAGAUUCCUUUAUCAAUUUAGGAGUCCGUGGUCUAACGUGCUUCUGUUGUUGGGGAUCUUUGACAUGAAAAAGUAAACUAGGAACACCAGGAAAAUAAUAAAAUAACACAAAUAAAAAUAUUUUGGGGUGGAUUUUUCCUUUGAGCAUUUCCCCUUCCUCUCUUUUCUAUUUUGCUCAUGAUUCAGUAUGAACAGCUGGCCUCUCCAGAUUCAUUGAGGUUUAUUUUGUCUGAGGUUUAUUUAACCAAAUGGAUUCUGCACUUUGUGGAGCUCUAACAAUCACAGAAACCUUUCAGAGAGACCAUUUACAAGUGCGAUUGUGUGUGUGAAGUGAUAUUCAGCAAUCAUUUUAUAAAACAAACCGAACAGAAAACAUGUUUCAAGUAUGUAUUUACAGCAUACAAAGGUGUCACUUCCCUCCAUUGUAACAUUUUGUUUGUUUUUUUAAAUACAGGUACUGGUCUUAUUUUACUGCCCAUUUUAUUAGACAUUCUGUAUUUUAAACCUUGUUAAACAAUAGUUGAAUGUGUUAUAUUUCGUCCAAUCAAUAAUCAGUAUUAGCUGGUGAAACAGAAACCUUUCUGUAGCUUUUUUCAGUCAAUCGAUUCUGGUCCGACACAUCUGGUUUAACUUCAGUCGAGUUUAAAGAAGCUGUGGGUGGUUUUUAGUUUGUGGAGCGGGCUGUGGUUGCUAUGGUUACUGUGUUUUUAUCAUUUGAAGCCCACCCAUCAGCCCGGCCUGCACGGGGGGGAGGGGGGGCAGACUUACCUGUAGCCUUGCAUAAUGAUAAAACUUGAACGAAAACACAAUCAGUCACAGCGUAAACCAGCUGAAUGUUUGCCACUACAUCGAGUGAAGACAUUAAACUUUGUGUGGUUGGAGCGGGAGGAGAGUGGUUCAACUACUUUCAUGUGCUGCGUUGUUUUGCUUGUUUCAGAUAUUUUUUAAAGUUGAAUAAUUUAUUUCCUGGCAAAAUAAAGACGACUGUAAAGAAAGAGA